CUCGGCCGCGUUGUUAGACGGCCAUCUUGGGACGGGCAGCGCGCGAACAACAAAGCCUGCGUCGCUGUCUUCAAGUCAUCUGCUGGUAUUUUUAACUAUUCCUUCGUCAGGGCUCGCUGUCCUGUGUGCCGGUUGGACGUAAGCGAGGAGCGGGGAGGAGUCUACGAACCUAGCGAAUCCUCCAGCUGAUUGGACGCCCAAUAGCAUCCGUGGAAACACAGAAGUGUCGUGGAUUUUUGUGGCAUCAAGAUGUAUGAUCCAGGAUGGCGCCGCCGGUGCCGAGGUGAGGCGGCGGGCGGCUCGCGUGGAGGCGGGCACAGCUGGCAGCGGCACGGGGCAAGGUCACGGGAGUGUGGCGGGCUGCCGGGAGGAGGGGAGGGCAGUCAUGUCCGCGGCGUGGCUGGCGCUGGUCGCGCUGACGGCGGUGCGCGCCUGGCCCCGGGACUCCGCCCUGCAGGACCUGGACGUGGCGCUGGGCAUCGGGCAGCCCGAGGACCCGCCCCGGGCCCAGCUGCCGUACCAGCGCCUGCAGCUGUCCAGGGACUCCGCCCCAGGGCUGUGGGCGCCCUCGCCGCUGGCCCAGGCCUCGCCGCUGCUCUCCAGGGACUCCGCCCCAGGGCUGUGGGCGCCCUCGCUGCUGGCCCAGGCCUCGCCGCUGCUCUCCAGGGACUCCGCCCCAGGGCUGUGGGCGCCCUCGCUGCUGGCCCAGGCCUCGCCGCUGCUCUCCAGGGACUCCGCCCCAGGGCUGUGGGCGCCCUCGCUGCUGGCCCAGGCCUCGCCGCUGCUCUCCAGGGACUCCGCCCCAGGGCUGUGGGCCCCCUCCCUGCUGGCCUCCAGGGACUCCGCCCCAGAGGGCGCCGCCCCUCGCCGGCAGGUGGACGUGGGCGUGUUCGCGGGGCAGGCGGGGCGCUACCUGGGGCAGCAGCUGGACCGGCGGGUGGGCGCCUUCAGACUGCGCAGUGACCGCGGCUACCAGGUGCUGAUGGACGUGCCGGCAGCUGCCUCGCUGCAGCCAGCAGAUGGCGUGCUGGUGAUGGAGGUGAAGGCAACUGUGUACCGCCCGGUGGCCUAGCCGUCUGCUGCGUCUGCUUCGCAACUACUCCAGUUGAACCCAAGCAGCCAUGUUCUCUUUGUGUAAUCAUGACGAGUGAUGAGCAGUGUUUACCUUACGAGGUUAAAACGUGAAAAUCUCACAACCAUUCUGUAACACUUUGUAAUUGUCUCAAUUAUGUGUGGUUACACGAAGAACUGGUAAUAAUAAAAGAUUGAUACGUUAGGUA
This is a messenger RNA of Bacillus rossius redtenbacheri, 1280 nucleotides long. Its product is annotated as LWamide neuropeptides-like. The transcript is spliced from 4 exons. The record is from RefSeq and is a predicted model, not a curated record. NCBI's taxonomy places the organism in Eukaryota, Metazoa, Arthropoda, Insecta, Phasmatodea, Bacillidae. The coding region runs from base 254 to 1072 and encodes 272 amino acids.